AUGUCCGCCACGUUCAAUUGGAACGUGUUCCCCAGCACUCGGCUCGACGAGGCCAAACUCGUCACUCCCCUCGGGUGUCUAUUCACGCCGUUCCCUGAAAACCCACCAAAACCGUGCCAUGGCGUUCCCUUGAAAUGCCAGUGUCUGGCGAUUACGGGGCCCCACACGAAGUUGGACCGCAAAAACGGCAUGUGGUGGUGUGGCUUCUGCCAAAAGAAGACGUUUGGGGCCAUCGACGAGCUGCUGGCAGCGUAUACCGCCGACUCGGUGGUGUAUGAUUGUGUCGACAUCGGCACCCAGCCCGUGGACCAGAUCCAAGUUUUGGUCAUUGACACGUGGCAACACAGAGACCACCAACACUGGAACGAUCUUAAGGAGGCGUUGACUCACGCCGCGGGCGACGAUAAGUACCUAUUAAUCACGUUUAGUGAUACCGUCCAUGUACACCGGCCCCAGGGGGAAAUGGUGGGGUUUGACCAGGCUGAACUGACCUUGGCAGGAUUAUUUAACGACCAAGGUUUAGCUAGAGUGCACCAGCGGCUCAAUUUGCCCCGUUCUAAUAGUGAUUUGCUGGCAUACUUAUUUCUGGCGGCGGACCUAACCGACCGGCUCGACGCCCUCAGCGCCAAGAUGUGUACCACGUUCUUACCCAGCCGUUGUGUUGGCUAUGCUCUAUACAUUGCUGCAGUGAUGAUUGCCGCUGGAGUGUACACCGCCCAAGUACACGCGUUCGUCGCUGGGCCCGGUACCCAGUUCCCCGGCUUAAUCACCGAGGCUAAUACUCGCCCAAGGCUGCACCAUGACAUCGAACAACUCCAAGCUCCCCAUUAUCUCCCCGCUUACAAGUAUUACCUGAUAUUGGCGUUGGCGGCGGCGGGCCAUACCCUCCAGGAUGCUUUCGUCAUUGGCGACUCGUUGCUGAAGAAACCCACCAGUAUCAACCCUUUGGGACCUCAGUGGAGUCUCCAGCUAUAUACGGGCCUGGUGGAGCAGGUAGGCGUCCACGAGAUGCGCCCGUUAGUGAGUGGGCUGGGGGGACUGGUGUAUGCGUUUGAGCUGUUUGCCCUGUCUCGCUUCAGAGCUCAGUUAUCUUUGAGACCAGCUCAUUAUACUAAUGCUGAGCUCACGGUGGUGACGCUGACGGACCUCAAAGUGGGGCGAAUGGUGUUUGGCGGGGUCCCGUUGCCUCUGCUGUAUAGUCGGGCCCAGGCCACUGCUGACACCCACCCAGAGAAAAUCAGCGAUACCGUCACGCGCUACGACGCCCUGGUGGGUAAAAAACUGUAUACGAACCGGUGGCAAUUCCCCCGUUUGACUGGAGACGAUACCCUUGCCGUGUUCUUCGAAAUGAACACGGUGCGGCUGCUGGACCGCCUCGCAGUGCUGGGCACGGAACAGGUCCACAUCCAGUUCCAGUUGAAGUACUGGGACCAUAACAGUCGGUGCUGGCGGCUCCAAGUUACCACGGUUAAUAAACCCACUACACUACUGGUACUUGCCAAAAACAAGCGCAAAUACACUGAUGGGCUGACGAGGAUCGUCACUAAGGAUAAUAUGAUGCUCAAGGACCUUGCGUUGCUCCAAAGCUUUGAUCAGACGGCUUGGGUGGUACUUUUAGCGCGGCUAUUGGUCAACAAAAUCGACUACACUCUCGGGUUUGAACCGCUAGAUCUGGUGGCAGCGAUCGCCGACGAUGCCCUUGUCGAGCUCUUCCACCAUUUUGGCGCCAUCUCCGAGCUGGGCGUGGUGGGCCAGCUGGUGUACCACGACUUAAACAGACGCUAUCACAUCAAUCCGCGGUUUGCUCGCCUCCCCAGUAUCAUAUACAACCUCCGCAAAAACCCUCAGUUGUUCCGCAUCUUCAACUCGUCGCCUGAUGAAACGGCGGUGUACCAUCACUGGUUUCUCCGGUUCCUGGAGCAGGAGCUGGUGAUGGCGAUUGAGCCUAAACUCGAAGUGGUGGGGCGGGGGCCGGUGCCGCUUGACCCCCAGUGUCUCGAUAUGCCUCUGGGGACGUGGAUGGUGCUUGAUAAUCAAUUCACGGUGAUUAUAUACAAAGUGGUGAAGACUGCUGACGAUGACGAACACUUACACCCAUCAAAUAACGAGGACCGCAUCUUUGCUCGCGAUCUCCCGCCUCCAGUGGUGGAAUAUCUUGAUAAACCACGCCGCUUUAUCCCCAAAUACGUCCUCACACAGACUGACCAUUCGCAACAGAGAUUUCUCCACCUGCGGCUUAAUCCGGCUAACAGGGAUAUCGAGGUCGAACGGGUGGAGAAACUGUUUUUGGGGCUUUUCUCCCGCAAAGUGGUGAAGCCAGUGGCGUCAUACGACUUGUUGAUGACCGACGAUAUCAGCUUAGACCAGUUUUACGAUGGGGUGACUGCGAAAGUGAAGAAGUUUUCCCCUUAG
Diutina rugosa is the source of this 2412-nucleotide messenger RNA. RefSeq lists its product as uncharacterized. Gene Ontology annotation, cellular component: COPII vesicle coat; endoplasmic reticulum exit site. The record is from RefSeq and is a predicted model, not a curated record. Lineage: Eukaryota; Fungi; Ascomycota; Pichiomycetes; Serinales; Debaryomycetaceae. Gene Ontology annotation, molecular function: GTPase activator activity. Bases 1 to 2412 code for a protein of 803 amino acids. The transcript has a single exon. Gene Ontology annotation, biological process: intracellular protein transport; endoplasmic reticulum to Golgi vesicle-mediated transport; COPII-coated vesicle cargo loading.